This is a messenger RNA of Rhea pennata, 1149 nucleotides long. RefSeq names its product PHD finger protein 7-like. Lineage: Eukaryota; Metazoa; Chordata; Aves; Rheiformes; Rheidae. Gene Ontology annotation, cellular component: nucleus. The record is from RefSeq and is a predicted model, not a curated record. The transcript is spliced from 6 exons. Bases 1 to 1149 code for a protein of 382 amino acids.
AUGCUCCUGUGGCCAGGAGCUGCGCGGCGGCUCCGGCGCGGGCGGCGGUCCCGUCCGUGGGGCGGCUCUGCGGGCCGGCAGCCAGCCGGGCCCUGCUCCAGGGGCCCUUCCGGGGGUGCGGGGCUGGCCACCGAGGCCCGGCGCACGUUGCCGACGGGGCUGCUGGGUUCUUUGCAGAGCUGCUUUGCUUGCGGCGAACGAGGAGCCGCAAUUAACUGCCAGGGGAAGGGCUGCAACCGCAGCUUCCACCUCCCCUGCGCCUCUGGGAAUGGCUGCGUAACCCAGUUUUUCAGGGCAUUCAGGUCCUUCUGCUCAGAGCACCGCCCGGAGCAGGCGGUGGCAGCACGUCCGGAUGCAGACACCAACUGCAUCAUCUGCAUGGAGCAGCUGGACCAAACCCUCUCCUUUGGCACCAUGGUGUGCCCAGCUUGCCGGGCGGCCUGGUUUCACCGGGGAUGCAUCCAGGGACAGGCCAUCAGCGCCGGCCGGGAAUGCUUCCGGUGCCCCCAGUGCAAGAACAAAAGGAGAUUUUUACCUGAAAUGUUAAAAAUGGGGAUUCUAGUCCCAUUCAGAACGCCCGCCUGGGAGGAGGAAGGGCGUUAUGAAGAGCUCUAUGAGAGGCACAACCAGUGCGACGCUGGCCGGUGCCUGUACCGGCAAGGCAGGGAGCGGGCGGAGGAAAGCGGGCCAUGGGAGCUGCUCUUAUGCUCCUCAUGCGCGUCCAAAGGGACGCACCGACGCUGCUCUGCUCUACCACCGGCCACGGAAUCCUGGGAGUGCGACGGGUGUGCUGGCGUGGGCCCUGCCCCCAGCGCGCAGCCAGAGCCAUCCGGCUCCAACACUAGCAGCGAGCCGGGAGCGGGGGCGUCCUCCAGCCCUGUACCAGUCUCCACCGGCUCGGAGCCGGACCUGGCAAGCUCGAGCACCAGCAGCCAGGAUGGGCCGACAUCAUCCUCUGGCUCUGCAACAUCGUCCAGCUCAGAGUCAGACCUGGCAAGCACCAGCACCAGCAGCCAGGAUGAAGCGGAGGCAUCUUCCGGCUCCGCGGCUCCUGAGAGCAGCCCCCAGGCAGGAGAGCCAGGGCCAGAGCGACGGCCAGGACGCUCCCGUUUAUACCGCCGGUCACAACAUCCCUACAGCCGGCGCUAA